AUGGGUACGAUAUGUAGUAAAAAGACGAGAGUGACGCAACAAGAUAGGGCAAUUCUAAAAUUAAAACAACAAAGAGAUGCUUUAAAACAAUACCAUAGGACAAUUGAACGGUCAAUUAACAAAGACUUAGAAGUUGCUAAGAAAUUACUAACAAAUGGACAUAGAGAAAGAGCGAAACUUAUUAUAAAAAAGAAAAGGUUUCAAGAGCAACUCAUGUUCAAAUUGGAUAAAAUCCUCAAUAAUAUAGAACAAAUAUUAAAUGAUAUGGAGUUUGUACAAAUCGAAAAUCAAGUAGUUGAAGGCUUGAAAAUAGCUAACGAAACAUUGAAGAAAAUAAACGCCGCUCUUGAUAUUAAAAACAUUGAAACUAUUUUAGAUGAUACUAAAGAGGGAGCAGAUAAACAAAAGAUAAUUACUGAACUUAUCAGUGGGUAUUUUACUGAAGAAGAUGAAGAAGCUAUAGAAGAAGAAUUGAUAGAUAUGCUUGAGGAAGAUCUACCUAAUGUACCUUUAGACGAACCUGAGAUAGUUACUAAUAAUGUGAAAGUUAAACAUAAGUCUAGUAGGAAUAAAGGGGAAAUGGAAUUAACAAAAUAG
This is a messenger RNA of Diorhabda sublineata, 597 nucleotides long. Its product is annotated as charged multivesicular body protein 6-A-like. Gene Ontology annotation, biological process: late endosome to vacuole transport via multivesicular body sorting pathway; vesicle budding from membrane. The transcript has a single exon. Lineage: Eukaryota; Metazoa; Arthropoda; Insecta; Coleoptera; Chrysomelidae. Gene Ontology annotation, cellular component: ESCRT III complex; multivesicular body. The coding region runs from base 1 to 597 and encodes 198 amino acids. The record is from RefSeq and is a predicted model, not a curated record.